This is a messenger RNA of Diuraphis noxia (Russian wheat aphid), 1414 nucleotides long. RefSeq names its product sialin-like. NCBI's taxonomy places the organism in Eukaryota, Metazoa, Arthropoda, Insecta, Hemiptera, Aphididae. Gene Ontology annotation, biological process: transmembrane transport; monoatomic anion transport. The record is from RefSeq and is a predicted model, not a curated record. Gene Ontology annotation, molecular function: transmembrane transporter activity. Gene Ontology annotation, cellular component: membrane.
UUACAUUAGUAUUGUUGUUGUUACCGCGAGAAAACGUCAAAGCCAAAAGCGCGUCAUUCCACUCAGUCCCGUCUCGACGCGCGAACGAGUGCCGACAUCGUCCGCUGUACCGUUCACCGCAUCGUUGCAUUAUUAUUUUUAUUAUAUUUGUUUCCACGUUCAUCGUCUCAUCACAYGAGUAAACACAAUAUCAAUAUUAUAUCCACAUAAAUAUUACCGUUUUUUAUAUAUACACACAACCACCGUUUAUCCAUCCACACGCGCUGUACCGACAUGCAGUCCAAAGCGCGUCUGCUCGAAGAGGAAUUUUCCGAACGUGGMAAAAUUCCUGGCGUUAGAUACCUGCAGAGUUUUUUAUUAUUUCUAUGCCUUUUCGCAGCUUACCUGUUGCGUGUUAGCAUAUCUGUCGCAAUAGUGGCUAUGACGCCUGACAAGAAUUCUACUGACUUCUUACUCGAAACGCAUUUCCACAUUCCUGUAUUUGAUUGGACACAAUACACGAAGAGUUUGAUCCUAAGUGCCUUCUUCUGGGGCUAUCUCAUCAUGAACCUUCCAGCAGCCAUGAUCGGUCGUCGAUACAACAAUCAAAAGUUACUAGCCAUGAGUAUGUUGUUGACCGUAACUCUCAGUCUAGUCACACCAUCAUUAGUGAUUGCUUUCGCGUUCACUAUGCCAAUGAUACAUGGCAUCAGCGCCAAGUGGGCUCCACCGAAUGAACGUGGUCGUCUCGUUGGAUUUGUAUUGGGAGGUAAAUCAUUUUUUCGUAAAACACCGUACCCUCCAUCACGUUAUUUUUGUUGUUUGAGUAUAGGGAUGAGUGGUGGUGCUUUGGGUCUCGUAGUCCUAGGCUACAUGGGUGAAGACGCAAAUGCAGCUAUAUGUAUGUACGUGUUCGUAGUAGCCAUCGGCUGCUGUACGAAUGUGGGUUUCAACAUUAACCAUCUCGAUUUGGCACCCAAUUACGCAGGGAUUUUGAUGGGCUUCACAAACGCCGUGGCGGCCCUGGGUGGAGUGUUGGCACCCACCGUUUGUGGGUUCAUUGUACAGGAUCAAACUUCGGUGGAUGAGUGGAGGGUGGUUUUCACGCUGGGAGCAGUCAUACUUUUCUUCUCAAGUAUCUUUUACAUCAUUUUCGGAUCUGCGGAGGUUCAACCGUGGAAUGAACCUAAAAAUGAAAGUGUCGGUGUUCGGAGUUUCAUACAGAUGAAAACGGAUUAUGGUUCCUCAGCAGGAUAUACGUCUUCGCCAUCAUCGUUUGUUAAAGUCACGUCAAAGUAUACCAUGUUUGUACGACAAUAACCAAACACAUUUUUUUGURUCGAAUAACGUCGUGCUGUUGCUAACUUUUUUUUCAAAUACAAUGAUCGACAUUAAUAGUUAUUUAUACACUCUGUUGUUACUAUAUUAUUUUUAA